AUGGCGCCCUUCCGCUCCUUGGCGGGGCCAGCCUCUAUUGAAAGCUCGUCAACAUCAAAUACCGCAUACACUCCGAUGUCAGACGGUUCCGUCGAUGAACAGCCAAGACAUCACAGAAGUGGCUCCUUGAAACUCCAGACCGAUUUUGGCACUGUACAAGACCUAUUCUCCGAAGACGAAGCCGAGGACUACAACUACAACGAUGAAGCGCAACCCAAGUUCCAUCGGCCUAGAGUGCCAAAGUAUACGCCUAUUGAGGAGAAACAGGUAGUCAAGAAAUUUGACCGCAGACUUGUUCCAUUUCUCGCCCUCCUUUAUCUACUUUCUUUUCUAGACCGUUCAAAUAUCGGAAACGCGAAGAUUGCUGGUCUUACAGAGGACUUGAACCUGUCAUCAUCACAGUAUGAAUGGCUUUUGACAGCCUUCUAUAUCACCUACAUCCUUUUUGAAUGGAUGACCCUGCUCUACCGUGUCUUUCCGGCUCAUGUCUACAUAUCGCUCUGCGUAUGCGGAUGGGGCCUUGUAGCGUCCUUCCAGUCACUCGCAACAUCCUUCGAAGCCAUGAUCUUUCUUCGUGCAGUACUAGGGGUAACAGAAGCGGCGUUUGGGCCAGGCGUUCCGUUCUACCUAUCCUUAUUCUACAAGCGCGAAGAGCUCGCCUUUCGAAACGCGCUGUUUAUUUCAGCUGCUCCGUUAGCCUCGUCGUUUGCCAGCAGUCUAGCAUGGCUGAUUGUGAGGUCCAGUAGCGACGGUCCAAUUGCUCCAUGGCGCGCAUUGUUCCUGGUCGAGGGCUUCCCCAGCGUCAUCGUCGCAGUUUUCGCUUGGUUCAUGAUUCCUGACUCGCCCGGAACUGCGGCGUUCCUUGAGCCGCGACAACGAAUGGUAGCUCAGUUACGGAUGGGCGACGGCGCUAGGCCCGAGUACCCUGGCAAUCGUAGGAGAUUCGACUGGGCCGAGGUCGGCAAGGCCCUAUCUGAUCCCAAGUCGUAUAUCACAGCUUUCAUGUUCUUCAGCUGUAAUGUAGCGUUCAGCUCCAUGCCCGUCUUCCUUCCAACCAUCCUGCAAGACAUGGGCUACACCCCGCAAACCUCACAAGCCCUCAGUGCCCCACCCUACCUAAUCGCCUUCAUAACCGUGCUAGUCACAGCUUACCUCUCGGACCGCUCCCGCAGCCGAAGUCCCUACCUAAUAGCACACGCUCUGAUCUCCGCAAUAUCCUACCUCACCAUCGCGCUAACAGGGUCCUUUCACGACUCACUCUCACCACCGCUCCACAUCGCAAUCCGCUAUAUCUGCGUCUACCCCGCAACCGCAGGCUUCUUCUCGGCCAUAACGCUGAUCAUCACGUGGAGCAUGGACAACCGUACCGCAAAAGAGGGUAAAGGGGCGAGUGUUGCAAUUCUCAAUGUCAUUGGGCAGUGCGGGCCACUGCUCGGCACGAGGCUGUAUCCUGCGGAUGAUGGGCCGUGGUAUGUUAGGGGAAUGGCGGUUUGUGCCGGGUUCAUGGCGCUUGUUGCGAUUCUUGCUGGUGUGUUGAGGGGGAUACUUGGACGGGCGAACGCUAGGUUGGCGGAGGGCGAGAGGGAUGGAACGGAGAGGGAGCGGGAGGUUCUUAUUUUGGGCGAUGGGGAGCGUAGACAGGAGGCGUUUACGUAUAUUAUAUAG
This is a messenger RNA of Aspergillus mulundensis, 1665 nucleotides long. Its product is annotated as putative MFS transporter. Gene Ontology annotation, molecular function: transmembrane transporter activity. Gene Ontology annotation, cellular component: membrane. Gene Ontology annotation, biological process: transmembrane transport. The record is from RefSeq and is a predicted model, not a curated record. The transcript is spliced from 4 exons. NCBI's taxonomy places the organism in Eukaryota, Fungi, Ascomycota, Eurotiomycetes, Eurotiales, Aspergillaceae. The coding region runs from base 1 to 1665 and encodes 554 amino acids.